Cyprinus carpio (common carp) is the source of this 2663-nucleotide messenger RNA. RefSeq names its product ORAI calcium release-activated calcium modulator 2. NCBI's taxonomy places the organism in Eukaryota, Metazoa, Chordata, Actinopteri, Cypriniformes, Cyprinidae. The record is from RefSeq and is a predicted model, not a curated record. Gene Ontology annotation, biological process: store-operated calcium entry. Gene Ontology annotation, cellular component: membrane. Gene Ontology annotation, molecular function: store-operated calcium channel activity.
GAAGAUCCGACUCAAAAGAACGAUUCGCUGAGGCAUCGGACAUCACCAGAGCGGAAAAGACUAGAGCUGUCAACGUCCAUUUCUCCCCCAGAUCCACUUUCUGUCGGCUGUCAUGUGGAUGUGAAUACAGAAAGUGACCGGCAGCAAAGAGAUGUGUGAUGAACACCAGUCCUAAAGCAGGGCAAGGCCAAUCAGUUACUAUGAGCAGUGAGCUCAAUGUGCCGAUGGGGUCCCCCACGCCCGGGGGCUCAGACCGGCUGCAGGAUGGUGGCGGGAUGGACUACAGGGACUGGGUUCGCCGCAGCUAUCUGGAGCUGGUCACUUCUAACCACCACUCGGUCCAGGCUCUCUCAUGGAGGAAACUCUACCUCAGCAGGGCCAAGCUCAAAGCCUCCAGCCGGACCUCAGCCCUGCUGUCUGGCUUUGCCAUGGUGGCCAUGGUGGAGGUGCAGCUGGAGAUGCAGUAUAACUACCCACGGGUCCUGCUCAUUGCCUUCAGCGUAUGUACUACAGUGCUGGUGGCCGUCCACCUGUUCGCCCUCCUCAUCAGCACCUGCAUCCUGCCCAAUGUGGAAGCCGUAAGCAACAUCCACAAUCUCAACUCCGUCUCCGAGUCUCCCCACGAGAGGAUGCACGUCUAUAUUGAGCUGGCCUGGGGCUUUUCCACCGCUCUGGGGAUCCUUUUGUUCCUGGCAGAAGUGGUGCUCCUCUGCUGGAUUAAGUUCUUGCCGGUUGAUUCUGGGGCACAAUCCUCGUCAGCCCUGGCACCCCUCAAGCAGAACUGCAGCUCGUCUACGGUUCAGCCAGGCCACAGCGGCUGGGAGGCAGCCUUGGCCUCCACCAUCAUCAUGGUGCCGGUCGGAUUGAUCUUUGUGGUGUUCACCAUUCACUUCUACCGCUCGCUAGUGCGACACAAAACAGAGCGGCACCAUCAGGAGAUCGAGGAACUGCACAAAAUCAAGGUGCAGCUGGACGGCCAUGAGCGAGGCCUGCAGGCGGUGUGAGAUCCAGGGAUGCUCUUCGUUGUCUCUUUAAGCUUUCAAGCACAUUAAAACUCCUUCUUGAGUCUUUUGGACUUAUAUUCUGUUUUAUUCUGAGAGGAAAUGCCUUGUAACCUGGUGGAAGGAUUACUAGUGUAAAAAUUGAGGAGGCUUUACAGCCAAAAAGGCGCACGUUUACAAAAUUUCAAACGCAAGGGCUAUUUAUUUUGUAUUUUGGAUCUUUAAUAUCAUUUGCCUGUUUCUCUUCCUUUUGCGGUGCCAUCCUGGAUGGAUAAGUGUGCCACAGAUAAUGAGAACCAAAUGAGUUGGUCUUGAAUCCAUCAUGAAUCAGAGUCACUGCCAGAGUAUCCUUAACUGCAAUUUCCAGCUCUUAUAAUAUACAUGUCUGUUUGAGCUUCAGUUUAUAGUGAUAGUUCACCCAAAAAUUGAAUAUCAUAUCAUUUACUCACCUUCAUGUUGUUCCAGACCUGCAAGACUUUGCUUCUUCAGCACAAAAGAAGAUAUUUUGAAUUGCUUUUGACCAUACAAAACAGCAAUGGACUUUGUUGAUUUUCACUGUAUGGGCAAAAUAACACUUAGUCACUGUUUAGCAAAAGUGAGAAAGUGAUAAAUGCGAUGCACCCCAUUUAGUUUGUCUGUGCUUAAUAGUGAAUCUAUAAUACUGUAAUCUCUCAGCCUGCAGAACUGUCGUCCCAAAAAAGCAUUCAUUUUAAAGCUGUUCCAGUCGUAUCGCUCAUACUAGGCCUAUAUGUAGUGCAGUAUUUUCAGCUUGGGUGUGAAAUCUAGACGCUUUAGCCAGACUCACUGCGCUUGUAUUUCAUUGAAGGUUUUGCAUGUGUAAUUUAAUGCACUGUCACUUGUCAAGCACAAAUGUGGAGUUUUUAUCCAUUUUUCAGACAAGGCCUAUUGAAUGUUAUACCUGUGGGCUACUAUAAGUUUACAUUGUCCUGUCAACAAAGUCAAUGAUGAUUUGCUCCAACAAGUUGAUUUUAAUGGGCACAGUUUGUUAUAAAAAUACUUGAGAAAGACGAAAUGCUUUGCUGAUCUGAAAUUGUUUAAUGUGAACUGAGUUCAUGUCGUCAUGCUCAUAAUACCGUCUGGUAUUUAUGUAACAAGUCAAUUUGAGGAAAACAUUCCAGGGGGAAAAGAAGUCAGACCAAUUUCUGCCUUCCUUAAAAAAACUAAACUGACAAAAGUGCACUUGUAGAAUAGGUCAAGGAAAUGAUCUGUCCGGUUUGUUUUUAGAAUAUGCAGAAAGAUUUCAUCUGCUGUAGGUCUUUCAAAAUGUAGAGUAAUAGUUUGAUGCUUCAUUUCAUGCCUUAAGCAUUAAUUUAAUUCAAUAGUAAGUUCAUGAGUCAACUCUGUAAUAAAGCAUAGUGAAGCACCAGUGUGAACGCACGAACACAAACACACUUGACCAAAAUUGUGUACUCUGCUUAUUUUUUUCAAUUGUGUGUGGGAAAUUAUUUUAGUAUCAUUUUUGAUACUUCUGUUGCAUUGUGCCACAUUGUAAAUACAUAGACGCAUAUCUAGUGUGAAACGUUUGUCCAGAACAUGUAGCCGACUAUUAUCAAAACAUUCUGUUGAGCAUGUCCUUUCACACUCUGUACUUGUAUGUUAAUUUAUGUCAAAUAAACACAACCUAUUUUGUUUACUUCAAAA